UGACAAAUGUCAUCUUCAUAUAAAUAUAACCUCAAAAAGCAAUGAUAUAAUCCAAAUUAAAAACAAAAUAUGACUGGAGGAUUUAUUAUUCGUUGUAUAAUUCGUAAUGUUCCACAUAAAACUUCAUUUACAUCUAUAUCCUUAACUAAUUACAAAUUCGCCAGUGCUUUUAGCGAUUUCCGUAAUUAUUCCACGAAACAAAAACCUAAAACAUUAGAAAAGAAACACUGUAAUAUAGGUACUAUAGGUCAUGUAGAUCACGGGAAAACUACACUAACAGCUGCUAUCACAAAAGUUUUGUCCAAAGAUGGUACUUCAAAAUACGUUUCUUACGACGAAAUUGAUAAGGCGCCGGAAGAAAAGGCAAGAGGUAUUACAAUAAAUGCAGCUCAUGUUGGUUAUAACACAAAAAACAGACAUUAUGCUCACACAGAUUGUCCGGGUCACGCUGAUUAUAUCCGCAACAUGAUCUCUGGUGCUUCUCAAAUGGAUGCUGCAAUAUUGGUAGUAGCUGCUAAUGAUGGACCAAUGCCUCAAACAAGAGAACAUUUGCUACUAGCUAAACAAGUUGGAAUAAAAUAUAUAAUAGUGUAUAUAAAUAAAGUGGACUUAGUUGAAUCAGAUAUUAUUGAACUGGUGGAAAUUGAAAUGAGAGAAAUGUUAUCAGACUUCGGCUACAAUGGAAGUACUGUGCCUUUGAUUUUUGGAUCUGCUUUAAAAGCAUUGAAUGAUGAUGAAUCAGACAUAGGUGCGCCCUCAAUAAGGCAACUUCUAGAUACCAUAGACGAUUACGUGCCGCCAAUAAUAAGGGAUCUCGAGUCGCCAUUUUUAAUGCCCAUAGACAAUGCAUUCACAGUACCCGGUAGAGGUACUGUAGUGGUCGGUACUAUUAAACGCGGUAUUAUGAAGAAAAACGACGAAGCUGAAUUAAUGGGCUUUGGAUUUAAUAUAAAAACUACAUUGUCUGAUAUUCAGAUUUUUAGAUCGAGCGUUCUUGAGGCUUUGGCGGGUGACAAUGUCGGAGUUUUACUCCGUGGUAUGAAAAUACGUUCAGUCGAAACGGGUAUGCUACUCUGUGCGGCGAAAAGCAUAAAACUAAGCAACCAUUACAAGGCGAAGAUAUAUUUCUUGUCGAGAAGCGAAGGCGGCAGAAAGAAACCGAUAUUUUCAAAGUAUUCCCAGCAAAUGUUCAGUGGUACUUGGAAUAUUGCUUGCAGGAUCGAUUUAGAACCUACCAUGGAAAUGAUGAUGCCAGGUGAUCACGGCGAGGUGUAUCUGACCCUUCUCGAAGGCAUGGUCAUGACAGAAGGUCAGCCAUUCACAAUACGAGAGAACAACGUGACUGUUGCAACCGGAAUCGUCACUGAAGCAUUGUCCUCUAUCGAUGUACCAAACGGAAAAUUAGGAAAAGUUGUAUUUAAACAUGAUUUGUAAAAAUAUAAAUAUAUGUAGAUAAUAAAUUAUUUAGUUUUAC
Molecule: messenger RNA, 1474 nt
Organism: Nymphalis io (European peacock)
Lineage: Eukaryota; Metazoa; Arthropoda; Insecta; Lepidoptera; Nymphalidae
Product: elongation factor Tu-like
Exons: 6
Coding region: 70-1434 (454 amino acids)
Biological process (GO): mitochondrial translational elongation
Cellular component (GO): mitochondrion
Molecular function (GO): GTPase activity; GTP binding; translation elongation factor activity
Source: RefSeq, a predicted model, not a curated record